Molecule: messenger RNA, 1135 nt
Organism: Prunus dulcis (almond)
Lineage: Eukaryota; Viridiplantae; Streptophyta; Magnoliopsida; Rosales; Rosaceae
Product: pre-mRNA-splicing factor ISY1 homolog
Biological process (GO): mRNA 3'-splice site recognition; generation of catalytic spliceosome for second transesterification step
Cellular component (GO): Prp19 complex; catalytic step 2 spliceosome; post-spliceosomal complex
Source: RefSeq, a predicted model, not a curated record
GAAGAGGCGGCAAGAGCCCCCGUUAUUUGAGUAUCGAGGUUGAGCAAAAAGCCUCAAUUCCAAAUACACUGGUUCAAUUAGGGUUUAACGGAAUUUCCCCAACGCUUGGUUGAACAAUUCGCAGCAAAUCGCAAUGGCUCGUAACGAAGAGAAAGCGCAGUCGAUGCUCAAUCGAUUCAUCACAUUCAAAGCCGAAGAGAAGAAGAAGCCAAAAGAGCGACGCCCAUACCUGGCCUCCGAAUGCCGAGACCUCAAAUGGCGGCAGAAAAUCAUGGGAGAGAUUCGCUGAAAAGUCGCCGAGAUCCAAAACGAAGGGCUUGGCGAGCACCGUCUCCGCGACCUCAACAAGCUCAUACGAGAGAAAGUUCACUGGGAACGACGAAUUGUUGAGCUCGGAGGUCCUAACUACGCGAAACACGCCCCUAAGAUGACGGACCUCGAUGGCAACAUCAUCAACGUCCCAAACCCUAGCGGCCGCGGCCCUGGGUAUCGGUAUUUCGGAGCGGCGAAGAAGUUGCCGGGAGUCAGAGAGCUUUUCGAGAAGCCGCCGGAGCUGAGAAAGCGGAGGACGAGGUACGAUAUAUACAAAAGGAUUGAUGCGAGCUAUUAUGGGUAUAGGGACGAUGAGGAUGGGGUUCUGGAGAAGGUUGAGGCUCCGGCGGAGGCCGUGGCAGAGUGGAAACGGAUGGAGGAGAUAAGGAAAGAGGCAAGGAGGGCGGUGAAGAGUGGGGAGGUGGUGUCGGUGGCGAAGGCGAAGGAGGUUUUGUUUGAAGAGGAAGAGGAGGUGGUUGAGGCAGAGAGACAGGAAUUACAAGAGAGGAGUGAGAGGGAGAAAGAGUUUGUGGUGCACGUGCCGUUGCCGGACGAUAAGGAAAUUGAGAAGAUGGUGCUGGAGAAGAAGAAGAAGGAGCUGCUGAGCAAGUAUACUAGUGAUGGAUUGUUGGAGGAGCAGACUGAGGCUAAGCAGAUGCUUAACAUUCAGCGCUAGAAUGCAGACACCUGGAAAGAGAAAGAGUAUGUUACUGUGUUUAAUUUGACUCAUUGACUGAUAAAAAGUUGUUUGUUCUUAUCAAAUAUCAAAUUGAUGUUUAAGAUGGAUUUUUGAUUUAUUAAUGUUCUGGAAUAAGUUGAAUUC